Helobdella robusta is the source of this 702-nucleotide messenger RNA. RefSeq lists its product as hypothetical. The record is from RefSeq and is a predicted model, not a curated record. Bases 1 to 702 code for a protein of 233 amino acids. Gene Ontology annotation, molecular function: ATP binding; protein kinase activity. The transcript has 6 exons. Gene Ontology annotation, biological process: protein phosphorylation. NCBI's taxonomy places the organism in Eukaryota, Metazoa, Annelida, Clitellata, Rhynchobdellida, Glossiphoniidae.
AUGAACUCAAUAAAAUUUUGUAUAGAAAAAAAGUUAAAAAUUAAAACUUAUUAUUUGAAAGAUAAACUGCCAUCAGGGUUGUUUUCACAGGUAUUUACGUGCGUUAAAAAAAAAUGUGACACAAAAUUUGUGAUGAAAAUUGAGAAGAACGAUGGCACAACAGCAGCAGCUGAAGAACGUCGAAAUCUUCUGACUGCUUUACAAAAAUGUUUUCACCCUUCAAUUAACCAAAUUGUUGAUUUUUUUGAAACAAAGCACUAUAAUUAUGCUGUCUGUGAAUACAUCGAAAAUGAGUCCCUAUUUGAAAAUUUGAAGAAGGGCGAAUUUGACGUCGGUUUAGCGACACGAAUCGGAGCACAAAUCACCUCAGCUGUUUUCUAUUUGCAUGGUUGCAAUAUUGUGCACGGUGAUAUAUCAGUGCACAACGUAAUUCUUCGAGCAGACAAUUCUCCUGUCUUGAUAGAUUUCGGAUUGUCUCGAAUGUUCAAUAAUAAUUUUUCUUCUCAGGAUUAUCUCCCACGAAAUUAUCUUGAAGAUUAUGUGAACGUUGGAAACAUUAUACACCAAAUGCUCUAUAGACAAAUGUGUUUUGAUUCUUUGGUUGUUUUCAAUGAUAUAAAUGAAAUACAAGAAAAAAUUAAGAGCUGCCCAUUUUUCACGGUGUCAGAUCUCACUGUUUUGAAAUGCAUCGACCCUGUUUAA